Syzygium oleosum is the source of this 903-nucleotide messenger RNA. RefSeq lists its product as uncharacterized. Gene Ontology annotation, biological process: endocytosis. Gene Ontology annotation, cellular component: clathrin vesicle coat; endosome; plasma membrane. The transcript has 4 exons. Gene Ontology annotation, molecular function: clathrin binding; phospholipid binding. NCBI's taxonomy places the organism in Eukaryota, Viridiplantae, Streptophyta, Magnoliopsida, Myrtales, Myrtaceae. Bases 29 to 820 code for a protein of 263 amino acids. The record is from RefSeq and is a predicted model, not a curated record.
UUCAUUUCCCCAAUUCAUCGUCUUUGCCAUGCCGAUCCCCGUGAACGACAACAUGGGAAGCUCUUUCCACGAAUUCAAGAAGCGGGCCUCUUCGUUUCUCAAAGAAAAGAUCGUCAAGAACGUUCGCCUGAAGCUGACUGAUGUUACACCAGCUGAAAUAUUGACAGAAGAAGCUACAAAUGGAAAUCCAUGGCCGCCGGAUGUGCGCAGUAUGGCCAUAAUAUCUCACGCCGCGUUUGAAGUGGAUGAUUAUUGGAGAAUAGUAGAGAUUCUGCACAAGAGGUUGGUGCAAUUUGAUAGAAAGAACUGGCGAGUCACCUACAAGGCUCUGAUAGUGUUGGAGCACUUGCUAACCCACGGACCACAACGUGUGGUUGAAGAGUUUCAAAGCGAUAAAGACGUUGUCAAGGAGAUGAAAGACUUUCAAUACGUUGAUGAGAAAGGAUUCAACUGGGGUGCGCGAGUUGGCAACUUGUCCGAGAGAGUACAGAACCUGCUCGACAACGAUGAAUACUUGAGAGAAGAAAGAGUGAGGGCACGCAAGUUGACUCGAGGUAUACAAGGCUUCGGGAGCCUCCAGCGACCGUUUUCCAAGGACGCGAGCGGCUUCAAAGACUCAUCAUCAUCAUCACCAUACGGCAGGUGCAAUUCUCAUUACAGCGAAAUGACUGGAUUUCACAAAAAAGAAGACACUUUGAUGGAGUCAAACACGAUGAUGGAUGGCAAUGAAGAGUGUCAUUACAGCAUAGAAGACCAUCCUUUCUGCGAAAUCGGGCGUCCGACUAAUAAGAUAUCUCUUCUUCCUAGUUCGAGUGCCUGAUCAAGAUUUUCGGUUUGUGAAGUGAUGUAAAUUGACCUUACUUAGGAGAUGGGGAAAAUUAGAAGUCGGUUCUUUUGUUUCAG